AGCCAGAGGACGGAUGGUGUUGUUGCCUGGAUAUAAAUGUUUGCUAUCUUUAACACAGGAGAAGAUGAGUUGCAUUUGCUCAGUCAAACGAUGCUCCACUCGGUUGGCACGGGGCAGGGGAGGCGCUGAGACCCUGUGAUGUACCGCUGGGAUUUCCCCAGAAUGACCCAGCAAACCACGUACCCAGGCAGGAUAAGGGAACGGUUAAUUCAGGACUUUAUCCACAAACAAUUUCAGGCUAAAAAUAUCCCCCCUCCAGGCAGCACCAUUCCAGGAGAGCACAUCUUGUCAGCCCAACUUGUUGCCUUUUUUGACGGGAUCGUAGCUCCCGCUGAUAGAGACACCGUGUUGCCGUCUUGCGCUUGGCUCUCUCCAAGGCAGCUGACUUGGUCUCUCAUCCCAGCCUGAAUUAAAAGUGUGCAUUUGACGCAGUGAAUAUGCAAUUAAUACAAGGAUUAAAAUCUGACUCCUGGCAGACUUGAACAUGUAGAUGAGACACCAGUGAGGAGGUCUCCCUCGGGAUCAGUCCUCGGUUCAGUGCAAUCCAAUGCUCCCAUCGCCAGUCUGCGUGAAUGCCUCUCCUCUUUUGGGUGGGAAAAGCAAGGGAGGAGCAAACAAGCCAGAGGGAGGAGAUGACUAUCACAGCCUGAGCUGAACCACUUGGGUGCAUGGCUGCGAUCCAUCAGCCCAAGUGCAAAUUGCACCUAAGAAGAUAGGCGGCUCAGGGUGGUGUGAGCUGCUGUGGGCAUCAAGACAGUGCUGGAAAGGAAAGGAUGAAAGCCACUCUUCAUCCCUGAGCUCUUCCGCAGAGUCUUCUGUAAUAUCUUGGCUUGGGUGUUGAGGGACUCUCCGUGACACUCUAUUUCCAUCCCUUGGUGUCUGGCAGUCCCUGGCAGCAUCCCUCAGGCCCCACCAGCCCAUGGCUCAGCCUUGGUGGCCCUCAGGCCAUGGGUGCCCUUCUUCCAGCUCCCUGGAGCCCUGAACAUCUCCACGACUUCCUUCUUGAAGAUGAGUUUCCUCCCUGCCUGCUGACGACAGAUGCCGCUGGGGGCCGGGCACAUUGGUGGGGCAGCAGGACGCCACGGCUGAUGAUCCCUCUCUGGAGAUAGGCAGCGCUUCGCGGCCCACCUGGGGCUGCCUGGGUCUCCUCUGUGCCCAGGAGAGCCUUGGCCCACCUCGUGCUGCAGGCCAUGGAGGGCACAUCGGUGCUCAGCCCAUCCUCGUGGGAGAAGCGGCGCGCAUGGGCCAGGCAGAGCCGGUGCUGGAGAACCACCGUGGUGGAGGAGGAGGCCGCUGCAGCCAUGCAGGAAGUCCCUGAGCUGCAACCGCCUCACCUGGAUGACGUCUUUCUCGAAGGAAUCUCCUCCAGCAAGAUAGAGACGUGGCUGCAGGACUGUGGGUCAUCCGUGGAGAUCCUGCUGGAGGAGCCGGGCUUGCCAGGCCCAUAUGGGUGUGGGAGCAAUGGGACCAGCUUUGAGGAUGACCUGACUCUGGGAGCUGAAGCGCUUCUGCUACCGGGAAAUGACAAAGCCGUGGGCAGAGCUCUGCGGGACAAGCAUCUCAAUCUCGGGCACAGCAUGGCAUCCAGUGUCCUCUCCAGUGUCACCAACAAGACCUGCUCCAGCAUCUCUGAGAUCUUGGAGUGGUGGCAGGCUGAUGCUGAAGAGAUCCUCUACAACCUGGGCUUUGUACAGAGCGAGCCAGAGGCCAUGGCCCGCAUCCCGGCACGUUUCUUCUCGGCACCCUCGCAGGCCAAGGGCAUCGACUUCCAGCUCUUCCUGAAGUCCCAGGUGCGGCGCAUGGAGAUGGAGGACCCCUGCCUGAUGCUGGCCAGUCGUUUCCAGCAGGUUCAGGCCCUGGCUGCGACGGCUGAUGCUUUCUUCUGCCUGUACUCCUACGUCUCGAAGACCCCUGUGCAGCGGAUCUCACCCUCCCGCCUUGUCUGGACCUGCCCUGACAUCCCCGAUGUCCGCAUCGUCUCCGCCAAGCCUGAGACCUUGUCACCUGUGGACCGCCUGAAAAAGGCUGUCUCCAAGAUGUGCCUGUACACAUCGCCGCGGGCUGAGGACAAGCCGUGGGGCCCUGGUCAGGUGUCUGCUGUGCAGGGCAGCCGGUCCAGCAGCCUGGGCAAGGUGGUGCAGGAGAGGGGAGCAGACAUCGCCACCAAGGCCAGCCCCACCAGGGACACCGAGUGGCACCAAAGAGGGACAUCUGGAGUGGCCCUGUCCCCAUUGCCAGAGGAGGAGUGA
Messenger RNA from Struthio camelus australis, 2249 nucleotides. The record is from RefSeq and is a predicted model, not a curated record. Lineage: Eukaryota; Metazoa; Chordata; Aves; Struthioniformes; Struthionidae.